Molecule: messenger RNA, 162 nt
Organism: Penicillium canescens
Lineage: Eukaryota; Fungi; Ascomycota; Eurotiomycetes; Eurotiales; Aspergillaceae
Exons: 2
Coding region: 1-162 (53 amino acids)
Source: RefSeq, a predicted model, not a curated record
AUGUCGAACGACGACCGAGGAUAUAUCCCACAAUGGGGCGAGUUGCCCGUCGAGCAAUACAUGAUCAGAUACUGGGACUUCGUAGCGGCAGAGUCCCCCGACCAACAGCGCCUCCUGCUUAUCCGGCAAUUUAUCGAUCUGGACGAGAUACCCCGCGAAUGA